This is a messenger RNA of Leucoraja erinaceus (little skate), 594 nucleotides long. RefSeq names its product C-x(9)-C motif containing 2 (gene cmc2). The record is from RefSeq and is a predicted model, not a curated record. The transcript is spliced from 4 exons. The coding region runs from base 144 to 371 and encodes 75 amino acids. Lineage: Eukaryota; Metazoa; Chordata; Chondrichthyes; Rajiformes; Rajidae. Gene Ontology annotation, cellular component: mitochondrion.
AAAGAUACUUCCUGCCAUGCAGAGAAUUGUUACAAGGUUCCAAGAGGAGCGAAUGACAGAGGGCAAAAUUUGCAAGUUUUUACUCCUGGCAAAGGAUCCUAUAAAGGAUCGACUCACUGGCAUACAGAACACAGUGGACAAGUAUGCACCCUGACCUGUCAGCUCACCUGCAUUCAGAGGAGUGUAAUAUUGUCAUUGACCGUCUCAAACAGUGCCAUAAUGAACAUGGCUUCAUGAAGUUUCUUGGAAAAUGUAAUGAUAUUGACCAAGAGAUGAGACAUUGCUUAAGUGCUGAGCGGAAAUCCAAAAGAGCCAAAAGCAGAGAACACGCUGCUAAGAUGCAAAAGCGGCUAAAUGAGGCUUCCAAGUGACUUUCACCCCCAUCCAGACUGUGAACUGUUGUCAAAAUGCACUGGGACACUGUGGUGGUUCAUAGAAACUGCAGCCAUAUACAGUUCUUGUUUGUUAGCUCAUAAUAUGAUUGCAAUUUUCAUUAUUUAUACCCAGAUUCAGCGGGUUAUCUUUUGUUAAUCUUUCAAAAUUAAAGUGAUACAUGUCUUGAGAGCUAAAAAUUAUUAAAUUCUGUAAACUUUA